CUCCUGGAUAAAUCAGGCAAGAGCAUCAGUGAGCCCACCAAGCCAUGCAUCCCCUUCCAACCAAUUCUUCAACAUCCCUUCCAUUGGCUCCCUGGCCUGUUGUUUGAAAGGCAAGCCCCUAACCAGCGGCAGUUCUGAUUGGCCCCCAACUGAUGCCAAUCACAGCCCAUCUGUCAGAAGCCCCAUAUGGUUUGCAGAAGGCGAGGGAAGAGAGUGUGUGUCUGUUUGUGUGUGUGUUAAAGGGGGGUGAAAGGGGAACAAGAGGAGGGAGGCUGAGAAGAGAUAGAAAAAAAAAUCAGAAGAGGCAGAGAGAGAAGAAGAGAGAGAAGGAGAGAGUGUGAGAGAGAGAAGCAAGAGGGGGUGUUGCUAGAGAUUCCCAUUCCCCAUAUACGGCUGGAUGCUUCACUCUUCUCCAUCCCUUGCUUCCCAUCGCUGAGAGAGAGAGAGUGAAGGGGGGAUACAGCAAGGAGGGAGGGAGGGGGGAAGGGGUUAAGGAGGAGAGAAGAACACUGAGCAAAGAAGAGGAAGAAUCAAGCAAGGAGCAGAAGAAGGACAGUCACAGACCGAGAAGGAAAAUAAUCAAAAUGAAGGCACCACUUCAGAGGGUGAACCUGGCCAGCCUGGGCAUCGUGAUACUGGCACAAGUCCUCUUUGUACAGUGCACAGAGUUCGUCCCUCCAGCUGAUAAUUACACCGUGAGUCAAGGGGAUAACGCCACUCUUAGUUGUUUAAUUGAUGACAAAGUGACCCGAGUGGCCUGGUUGAAUCGAUCCAACAUCCUUUAUGCUGGAAAAGACAAGUGGUCCAUAGACACGCGCGUGCAGCUGCUGACCAACACCAAGACCGAGUAUAGCAUUGUUAUCACCCAUGUAGAUGUUGCUGAUGAAGGUUUAUAUACGUGCUCCUUCCAGACUGAGGAUAAACCUCACACCUCCCAAGUGUAUCUUAUUGUACAAGUUCCGGCAAAAAUAGUCAACAUCUCGUCUAGUGUCACUGUUAAUGAAGGUAGCAACGUGAAUCUCCAGUGCUUGGCCGUGGGGAAACCUGAACCUACUAUAACUUGGCAGCAGCUAGCAGAGGGCUUCUCGAGCGAAGGUGAGCUCUUGGAGAUCACGGAGAUAAACCGGCAGCAGGCGGGAGACUAUGAGUGCAUCACCUCCAAUGGAGUGUCCAUCCCUGACACCAAGAAGGUGCAGAUCACUGUCAACUAUCCACCCUACAUCACAAAAGUGAAUGACGCACAGUCGCCGGUGGGCAAAUCCGCGAGGCUACGAUGUGAAGCACUGGCCGUGCCUCCCGCCGACUUUGAAUGGUUUAAGGACGACAAACGCAGACUGAUCUCCGGGACGGACGGAUUGAGCAUUCAAAGUGAAAGUAUUUGGUCAGUGAUCCUGUUUUCAAAUGUCACCUCAAGGCAUUAUGGGAAUUACACUUGCUUGGCAUCCAAUAAACUUGGCUCAUUUAACAGCAGCUUGCGACUGCUCAAACCUGGUGAUCCUCUCAAUCAAGGUGUGACCCAUACGGUAUCGCCACUAUUGCUUGGCUUACUUUCUUCCACGUUAAUCCCCCUCCUACGUACAGUCUAAAAACAAUUCCAGAGAGGGUUCCCAUGAUGAGCAGAAGGAAACAAAAAAAAAAUCAAAAGAUUACACAAAAAAAUACUAUAAAAAUACAAAAAAAAUGUGUUUUUAGAAAAAGUCUUGACACUGUGAGGGAACAAUUUAUGCAUUUCUAAACCUCAUCAUCGACUUGCUGCACCUUCUUACCAGACACGGACCGGGAUUUACUCAAAAGGGAGGAAGACAUUUGGAGGCUGAAGGGAAUACAAAGAAAUCAAGAAGACAACAUAAGACCAGAGGUUAACGAGUCUGGAAAGGGAGGUUGAACCUCAUGAGCAAAUAUAUGACAGAAGGCUUUUAUUAAUAUUUAAAUCAUAUUCAGUGGUGAUACAGAUUGUACCUGUCUUCAUCACUGAAUGCAGUUCCCUCUGCACCUUAUACCACUCAUAAAGGGAUCUUGGAGAACCCGAGAAACAAAAUGUCAAUGUUUUGAGAUGUCCUCACUCAACUUUCUCCCCUCCACAUCAAUGUUGCUGUACAAAUUUUCCUCCAACACCCUACCCUUUAAAAAAGUCAAUGUCAAUAAUUCCAUUCUAGUAGAUGCUGAUUCCUUACUAUGAAUGCCAGCUGUCCCUAGACUUCCAAUGAAGACCUCGGUCAAUGUUCUCCAACGUUCUCCAGCAUGUAUUUAGCAUGAAGGGGGCAUUGACAGAAGAUAAGCAGGGUGCAGAGAGACAUGAUCUGUUGACUUUAUUUUGGAUUAUACCUUCCUUAUCCCUUUCACCUGGCACACCCACCCUAAAUUUGACUUAUCCCUUUGAUCGUAAAUCGUAAAAUUUAGGUUGUUCCAUUUCUGUACGUACACGUUGGUUUUCUCCAAAGCACAUACACUGCACUUCUGGAUGUUGGCAGAACUAUCUGGAAGGGACUUACAACAGUGGCAUGGAACAAGCAUUUGGAGAUUUACAGCUGUUAUAGGUGAUGGGUACUGAAACUGUUCUGAGGAAUCUAUAUCCACCAUAUCAAAGACAACAGAUAAUGGAAGCAGAUAUACUAUGGCAUCUUUAGAAAUACAUUUGGAUUCUAAAGGGAUAGUCACAAUCCCUGAAACUUUUACAAAAUUACAUAUGCCUGUCAUUCAUCACCAGUGUCUGUGACAUUUUUGUGGGUAUUAUACAAACCCCUGUUCCCCUUUCGUAGCCAAGAAAGAAGGGAAGCACGGGGCCUUGAGUAUCGUC
Xenopus laevis (African clawed frog) is the source of this 2797-nucleotide messenger RNA. It is a transcript of the gene iglon5.L, whose product is annotated as igLON family member 5. NCBI's taxonomy places the organism in Eukaryota, Metazoa, Chordata, Amphibia, Anura, Pipidae. The transcript has 8 exons. The record is from RefSeq and is a predicted model, not a curated record. Bases 585 to 1586 code for a protein of 333 amino acids.